Nannizzia gypsea CBS 118893 is the source of this 2031-nucleotide messenger RNA. RefSeq names its product F-box domain-containing protein. The transcript has 2 exons. The coding region runs from base 1 to 2031 and encodes 676 amino acids. Lineage: Eukaryota; Fungi; Ascomycota; Eurotiomycetes; Onygenales; Arthrodermataceae. The record is from RefSeq and is a predicted model, not a curated record.
AUGGCAAAGCUAGGUAUCCUGCUAGACCUGCCAGUGGAACUCCUUCAGCUGGUGCUGAAGUGCUGCUCGACGCCCAGCUAUCUCCAGCUUAUCCGUACUUGUUCGAUACUUUUUACGAUUGGUACGACAUGUCGUGAAGUUCUGCGCCAUCAGCUACAGAAGCUGCCGGGUCUUCCUGUCACGGAGGUUGGUGCUCCUUUGGAGUCACUGUCAACGCCACUCCUAUAUCGAGAGCUUAUAUCAAGGGCAGGUGCUCAUUUAUACGGGGCCAAUUUCCAUUCUGAUGCCACACUAUACACGAUGGAAGAGGGUGUUAUAGAUACCAAGGCUUCCCACCUUUUCCCAGGCACCUCUCAAGUACAAAACGGCUGCAUUCACCCGUCUCUUGCCCUGGUUCCUAAGGGUACGGCAUCAGUCUAUUUGUAUACGGUCAGCCCUCCAAAGCUGUACACCGAGAAAACCAUGCUGUUGAUAGACAAGCUUGAGCCCCUGAGUAAUAUAUCAGGUGAAAUUGAGAUCCUACGCGUUGUCAACAGCCGUUCGUGUCCGCACAUAAUAUCCGUACUGCAGCGCUACGAACCUCCAGCGAAACCAGCAGGCUCACCCUCUAUGCAUCCAUUUGUGGAGGACACAAUGAUGCCCUACCUCUCUGCUCGCAUCCGAUUAAUUCACUAUUUUAUUCACACCCCAACGGGUCGGUGGAUGCCGGCAUCCUUUACUGUUUUCCCUUCUGAGCUGGAGGAUGAGUUCACCCCUCUCGCUGUUGAUGUUGUAGACCAGGCGUUUGUUGUUGUAUCAUGGCAGCACAAGGAGUUACCGCAGACUUCCAAAGUCUGUCUACAUAAAUAUAACGACGCAGAUGUCGUUGUUCGAAAGUACGGCUGUUCAUACGUGGAAUACAACACGAUAGAGCUAGUCGAUGGUGAGGAAAUAGCACGACGACGGCACUUCUCAGAUACGGACAUGCCUCUAUCUGACCCGAUUGUGCAAGUUCGAUUUAACGACCGUUACCAACAAGUUAUAUACUGGCAUUCGUCCUCCAUUAUAUAUGAUCAAUUCCAACGCCUUCUCAACUCUGGAGGUACUUCUGGCUCGGGUUCUGCUCACCGGGCCCGCCUACUUGACAAUAUCUGUUAUGCUACACUGCCUGAAUAUGACCGGACAUCACCACCGGUGGCUUCGCGAUUUCAGGUAGGAAUCCCUUUUUAUGGGUACCACACAAGAGACUCUGCAAACGGAGUUUGUAAUUGGUACUAUGCAUCGGUGGGUUUGACGCGCUUGCCUCCCAAUGGCCGAGUAGGGGCAUACAUCCUCCAGUCAACAGCGCAGUGCAGGUCCGACAGAUGUGGCCACAUUCUUAACUUGGACCGUGGUAGGCGCAUUGAACGCUGGGUGGCCGUUGCUAAGCUCUGGGGAUUCAAGCCCAACGAGUCUAACCUGACGGGGCUGAUAGCUUCAUCGCCUAAGGGUACUCGACUUGCCAUCGCAAACUGGAAGACCCUGUAUAUCUGGCCGCUCGAUCCGUACCAUGUACUCAUGCGAAACAAGGACGGAUAUUACCCGCCUUCCAUGUAUUAUCCCGGAGACCCUGGCGCCUGUGCAAAGGUGAGCAAUCUUCCACUGUCUAGCGAAGAGGGGGACUAUGAAAAAACAGAUGAUGGGUGGAAGGACGUUGUUGAAUUAAGGCCCAUAAUACUGAACCUGGAUGUUGUGUGUUUUGGACUAAAGUUUACCGACGGCGAGGACGAACUCACUUUGUUGACAGACAAGGGUCUGAUGAUCUGGAGGCUCAACUCAAAUGGAUCUGCACUGAGGCUGAACGGAGUGAUAAAGGCGGAAGAGGACGUAGCUGGCGGUGGACUGAGUAACCCACUCCCGUGCUAUGACGAAAAUGGUGACGAUGAUGGGUCUGGGGUAGACACUGAAGAGAAUGAAGACGAGGAUAUGGAUGAUGAUGAUGAUGAAGAAGAAGGAGGCGAAGACCAGGAGCAAGAAGAUGAUGAUGGGGAAGAAAUGGAUUUGGAUGCGUAA